AAGCAGGAACCGGGAUACCCAAGGGCUGCAUCCGCACGGGAAGAUGCUGCCGGCGACGUUCAAGCUCUGCGCUGCCAUCUCCUACCAGCACCUGCGGAACAUGAGGGGUCUCAGAAGACAAGCGGCCCUCACCAUCGGCCAGGAGCUGAGCAAGCUCGUGUGCCGCAGCCCCGGCCCCGGGCCCUGGAUCAGCCACGUGCGCAGGAGGAGCUCCUUGCUCAGCUCAAGGCUGGAGGAGAAGCCCUUCAGCGACGUGGAAAUGUCCUACAUCAAACAAGGGGAAGAAGCGCUCCAGAAAUCCCUGAGCAUCCUCGGGAACCAGGACGGCUGGAAGAUGGAGACGGAGCUGCAGAACGGAGACCGAGUGCUGAGCAAGGUGCUCCCGGACGUGGGGAAGGUGUUCCGCCUGGAGGUGGUGGUGGAUCAGCCCCUGGAUGCGGUGUACAGUGAGCUGGUGGACAACAUGGAGCAGAUGGGAGACUGGAACCCCAGCGUCAAGGAGGUCAAGAUCCUGCAGAGGAUUGGCAAGGACACGGUCAUCACCCAUGAGAAGGCAGCUGCUCCCCCCGGGAACAUCGUUGGACCCAGGGACUUUGUGAGCGUCCGGUGCUCCAAGAGACGCGGCUCCACUUGUGUCCUGGCUGGAAUGGCCACGCAGUACGGAGCCGUGCCGGAGCAGGAGGGCUUUGUAAGAGCAGAGAAUGGCCCCACGUGCAUGCUGCUGCGCCCGCUGUCCGGCCGGCCCUCGCACACCAAGCUCACUUGGCUGCUCAGCAUCGACCUCAAGGGUUGGCUGCCCAAGAGCAUCAUCAACCAGGUCCUGGCCCAGACCCAGGUGGACUUUGCCAACCACCUCCGGCGGCGCCUGGCACGGACGGCGGCCCCACAGUGCUGAC
Molecule: messenger RNA, 896 nt
Organism: Pezoporus flaviventris
Lineage: Eukaryota; Metazoa; Chordata; Aves; Psittaciformes; Psittacidae
Gene: STAR
Product: steroidogenic acute regulatory protein
Exons: 7
Coding region: 44-895 (283 amino acids)
Biological process (GO): regulation of steroid biosynthetic process; steroid biosynthetic process; intracellular cholesterol transport
Cellular component (GO): mitochondrion; mitochondrial intermembrane space
Molecular function (GO): cholesterol transfer activity; cholesterol binding
Source: RefSeq, a predicted model, not a curated record